GUUAUGGUGAGGGCCGAUAUCUUAUAGGAGGUCAGAUCGGGAGCGGAUCGCCGGGGCAACAUGGAUAUCCAGAGCUGUGUGCAAAUGUUUGAAACCCACAUACAGGGAUACACUGGUGAUGACCCUUUGGAUCUGUGGGACAGGUAUGUUCUUUGGGCUGAAGAAACUCUACCGCCGCCAGAAAAACGUAACAUUCUCUGUUUGUUGCAACGUUUAGUUCAGAACUUUGUAGGGGACAAAAGAUACUGCAAUGAUGAAAGAUACCUGAAAUACUGCAUCCGAUUUGCUGAAACUAUUGAUGAACCUACGCAGUUCUUUGAGUAUCUUUACAGCCGAGGUAUAGGUACAUGUUCUGCUGCCCUGCUUGUAAUCUGGGCCCAGCAGCUGGAAGCAAAGGGGGACCUGCACAAUGCAAGUGCCAUGUUUCAGAAAGCCGUUCAGAACCAUGCACAGCCAAAGGACUUUCUGGAUCAUCACUACAGGGCAUUCCAAACAAGAAUUUCUGAGAAGACGUCAACUGAUCGAGAACACCCUGUGCAGCCUUUGAGAGAGUCUCAAAUUUUGAAUCGGAUCACACCUACAUCAGACACUGAUCCUUCUUCACUAGCUAAAUGUCAGAACUCUGCAGGAAUUCAGAAUCCAAUUGUGAAACCUUCUGAAGUGCCUCAGAAUAGGGAUGAAUCCAACGUUAACAAGUGGGUGACGAUCUCAAAGUCGGCUGUGGUACCUACACCAGUUGCAUCUUCUGCAGAAAUCAAGCAGGUUCCCAUGUACUGUAGGGACAAACUAAUCUGUGGAGAUUCCGAGAUGUCCCUUGAGGAAUUCAGAGCAAUAAUCUACAGGAAGAAAUGUGAACAGCGUCAAAAGAUGCACCAGUGGGAGGAAGAACAAAAGAAAUACACGAAGGUCAAGGAGGAGGCUGCUAUCCAAGAAAAUAUGUUGAAGCAGAAGAUGGAGCAACUGAGCAGCCUGCUAAAUGGCCAGGCAGCUGCAAACAAGCCUACUUCUGAGCCCAGUGCAGCAAUGCCUUCAAACUUCAGCAUGUUGACCUCAACAGUCCAGAAUGAAAAUCAACCACACAUGACAGUAUCAGUUCCUCGCUCUCCCUUCGAGCUGGCUCCCGCGGCACAACCAUCGGUUUCCCCAGGAAUUUCUACAUCCCAAUACAACCCCUCUCCAUCUGGGCAACUGUCCUCUCUCUCCCUACUGGAUGCCCAAACUUGCAGUAGAGCUGAGCAAGAAGUGCAUCAUUCUCAGCACCCUGCCCCAUUGACAUCUGAUGGCAGCAUGUCUACUAAACCAUGCUCUUUUCUGGAACGAUCAGCAACGUCACAUUCUGACACUCAAAGAACAAUGAUUCAAAACAUUAGUGCCAGUAUGGUGAAGUUACAACCUGCAACGAGGGAAGUAGCCAACUCAUCGGGUUAUAUAGCAAAUACCUCACAUGUUACGCCCAACACGUCACUAGGAUAUGUGCAAGCUACGCCAUCUAAAGUCCUUCCCUCGCCUACAGUGAACACCAAGGAAGCACUGGGUUUUAUAAUGGACAUCUUCCAGACAUCUACUUUACCUGGUGAUGAAGAGGACGAAAACCUCUUUGAAAUGGCAGAUCCCAGUAAACCUGAUAUUGAGACCCUCUGCCGAAAUGACAAUAAUUCGGAUGUAGGUGGUCUUCUGGGACUACGCAACUCUGUGCCAACUUUGCCAUCUGCCUUCUGCAUCUUUGAAGAUGAUAUAGCUAAACCAAAUGAUGCUUCCAAAGUCCAGCAAACAGAGGUGAAGACAUUUGGGGAACAUCCUGUACUCAGACCUACUUUUAAAAGUGACGAGGUGAAAGCUGCUGAAUCUCCGGUGGAUGACUGCACCGUGUGGGCUGGUCGAUGUAACAAAACACUGGCCCCCAGUCCAAAUAGUACAGGAGACUUUGCACAAGCAGCUCGAUUUGCAUCUACUCCUGCCGGCAACAGGCAGCCUGAGCAAACUUGGCAGAUACUGGAGGAUAAAGAAAAUGCAGUGGGUUCAUAUACAAACAGCAGCAGUCAUAUGGGUUUGGACUCUUCUGAGGAUAAAACUGUCCAGCCAUCAAAAAUAAGGAAGCUCAGCCCCAUUCAAGAAAAAAGCCCAGAACAUUCUAAAAUAGCAUUCAGCGCCCCUUCACCGUCUUCAUGCAGCAUUUUUCCUGCACAGAGUUCAGAAAUCACUGGGGAUGCUGAAUUGGAGAAUGCUGGAAAUCUCCUGGCAGCCUGUAAACUCUCUGAGACAUUACAGGGCACCUUAUUGAAUAUUGAAGAUCCCUGGGGUGUAACAUCACAGCCAUUCAGAUUUGAGGAUGAGAAGGAGCCAGAAGUUACCAUGCCAGAGCAAGUGUUGGUUGAAAAUGCGUGGGAUGACAACUUGAUUGCAAGCCUUCUGUCAGAACUGCCCAAACAACUGAGCUCCCUGAGCAGCUACCAUCAAUGGCCAACAAAUAUUCCAUUAGUCAGGCCUAAAAUCGAGAUAAAGCUGGGAUCCCAGUCGUUUCAUGUUGAUCAUUUGCUUGGGGAAGGAGCCUUUGCUCAUGUUUAUCAAGCUUCCACAUUGGUUACGGAAACCCAGCACAGUUCCAAAGUUAUUCUGAAGGUACAAAAGCCUGCAAAGCCCUGGGAGUUUUACAUUGGCACACAGAUUUCGCAACGGAUUAGUCCAGAGCUAAGGCACCUCUUUAUCAGUUUCCAGUCUGCACAUAUUUUCCAGAAUGGAAGUGUAUUGGUCGGAGAUCUCUACAGCUCUGGGUCACUUUUGAAUGUUAUUAAUCUGUACAAGAAAUUGACAGAGAAGGUGAUGCCUGUGCCACUGGUCAUGUAUUUUGCCAUCAAUAUCCUGUACAUAGUGGAACAGCUCCAUAACAUUGGCAUCAUCCAUGGUGAUAUAAAACCUGAUAACUUUGCUCUGGGUGAAAACUUUAUAGAUCAUGAAUCUUGUAAACUGGAUCUGGUAUCGCAUGGACUAGCUCUCAUUGAUCUGGGUCAGAGCAUAGAUCUGACACUCUUCCCAACAGGAACAGCUUUCAAAGCAAAGUGCGAGACAUCUGGAUUUCAGUGCGUGGAAAUGCUGACCAAUAAACCCUGGAACUAUCAGACAGACUACUUUGGUGUAGCUGGAACAGUUUACUGCAUGCUGUUUGGCAACUACAUGAAAGUCCAUGAGGAGUGUGGUGUUUGGAAGACGGAGGGAAAUUUUAGACGAAUGCCAGAUGGAGAACUGUGGGUCAAUUUUUUCCAUACCUUAUUGAAUAUCCCUGACUGUCACAGCCCAUCGCCCCUCCAAGCCCUGCGGGAGAAACUCACAAGGACAUUCCAGAUGAUGUAUACAAGCAAAAUAAAAUCCCUGCGCAACAGACUCGUUAUCCGGCUUCUGGAAAACAAGCCUACGAGGAGAUAAAAAUGUUUCAGUUACCAAUCUGUAUUCCUUCAUCCACAA
Molecule: messenger RNA, 3459 nt
Organism: Nanorana parkeri
Lineage: Eukaryota; Metazoa; Chordata; Amphibia; Anura; Dicroglossidae
Gene: BUB1
Product: BUB1 mitotic checkpoint serine/threonine kinase
Exons: 25
Coding region: 61-3420 (1119 amino acids)
Biological process (GO): protein phosphorylation; mitotic spindle assembly checkpoint signaling; meiotic sister chromatid cohesion, centromeric
Molecular function (GO): protein kinase activity; ATP binding
Source: RefSeq, a predicted model, not a curated record